Ectocarpus sp. CCAP 1310/34 is the source of this 11618-nucleotide messenger RNA. NCBI's taxonomy places the organism in Eukaryota, Phaeophyceae, Ectocarpales, Ectocarpaceae. The record is from the annotation of a GenBank genome assembly.
AUGGCGGCGGUGAAGUGCUACCUGCGGGACGGCGACCCGCUAUUCAUCCGUUCGAACCUGUCGAAGCUGGAGGCCGGCACGCUGACGCGUCUCGCAGUCGGGGACACCGUCAGAGUGGCGAGACGGUGUCGCGGGGAGAACAAGGAGGGAGGGCAGGGCAUCGUGCUGGCCGUGCUGCCGGAAUAUUUCUACGAUGUCAAGUACGUCGGCGGGGUCGAGUACGGCGUCGACGCCUGCUUCGUGGAGAAGAUCAAACUGGGAAGCACGAAGCGCAGAGGCGGGACCUCCAGAUGCGGUAGGUGCAACUCCUUCGAGUCCGAGUGCACUUGCCAGGCACCGUCCCGCGGGGGGCGGUCUGCCGCCGCCGCCGCGGCGGCAGAGGAAGCGGCGCUGGCGGCCGCAAAGAAGGCGUCCAUGUCGUCCUUGCCGUCGUACCUUCGCGGCGGCGGCGGCUCACCGUCGGGAUCUCCGCAAUCGGAGACUGCGGUCCCGAGGGCGGGCUUUCGAAGGGAGCGGGAGCGAGCCCACCCUCUCAAGAGACCCCGACCCGCCGGAAGCAGCCAGGAGGCCAAGGAGAGGGAAGGAGCCAGACCAGACCCACCGAGAAAGCGGGCUGGUGGCGGGGUAUCGGGGGUUCCGCCGCGUGUGUGGGGUGGGGGUGGCGUAGAACUGAAGAAGGCCGCCGUAGACGACAGCAGUAGUUCUCUUCAAUCCGGGAAAGGGGGACAGGGUAUGGAUGUGGAGGACGAUCGGUUACCAAGGCGCGAGGUUAGCCACGGAGAUACCUUCGGUAGCGGGGCGGUGCAGGGCGGAGCAGGUGAGAGCGCCACCGCCGCCGCCGCCGCCGCCGCCGUGGCCGAAGGAAGAGAAGGAGACCAAACACCGCCCCAGCUUUCGAAACGGUGCGACAAAGACUCCGGCGGGGGUGAUGACGAUGAUGAGGCAAUCUGGACGGAGCAUGCCCAAGGAAGUCAUGGCGGAGAGAUCCCCUCCCACGGACCUGACGCCGCUGCGAACGGCACGUUGCACCGCGGUGGUGUUGUCGACAGUGGCAAUCACGACCCCGCGGACGGCGGCGGCGGCGGCGGUGGAGGCGGCGGCAGAAGUAGUAGAAAUCGGCGAGACUCUGGAGAGGAGGAAGAGUUCCAGGCGUCAUCUAGUCGAGACGUGUGGCGGCCUCAAAAGAAGGAGCUGGUCGAGGUGGCGCGACGCACCGCGCCGGGGAUGAACAAGCUCGGAGGUACCGCGCGCGUGGUGAAGGUCGACCCGGCCACCGGUCUGGUGGACGUCCGGUACGUCGUGGAGGGGGGCUGGGAGCGCAACAUCGACCCCGUGUACGUGCGCCCGGCCACCCUAGACAUGAACGAGAAGCGAGCCACGUUUGGUAGGUGCGUCCAUUGCGGCAGCCUGCGCGUGGACUGCCAGCAGGAGUGCGAGUACUUCACCUCGCGACCCCGGGCAACGCAGCAAGGCUUGUACCUCAUGGAGAGAAGCGAGGAAGAUGGGGGUCCGGGAGGGAGCUCCCUCGGAAAGGAGCGGCGGCGUGCUGAGCGCGACCAAAACCGUCGUCGCCGUCGUCGGCGUCACAAUGGUCGUUCACAGGCGUCGCAAGAGGAGGGCGGGGAUGUCGAUGACCGAGAGAGGGGGCACGCGGAUAGCCAAACGCGACGGCGGCACCUGCCCCAAGACUGGGACGAGGAAGGGGAGCCCGUUCCAGGUAGCAACGAGGAGGAGGAGGAGAGAGAAGGCGGAGGCGCCGACCAAGAUAGUAGUAGCAGCGGUAGCGACAGCGACAGUGUGGGGGGGAUUACCGCGCCGCAGCAACGAAGACGAAUCGGUCUGCGACUGGCCCUCAGCAGCAGCGACAGCGACGAAGGGACAGCGGACGACGCCGGGGUUCCCAAUCGUCGGAGGCUCGGGGAUGGAUCCGACGGAAGCGAUGCCGGAAGCCAGUACGACGACGACGACGACGACGACAACUCCGAUAUCGACCUCCUGUAUGUCCGGCCGGGUGUCCGCGGCCACGGCGGGACUCUUCGCCCUCGUGAUCGUCGUAGCCAACGAAGCCGCGGACGCGACAGCAGUGUCGGAGGAGGCAGUGUUACCGACCAAGAGUCGGGGCUGGAACAGGGCGAGGAGGAGGGAGAGGGAGAGAUGAGCGUCUCCUCUGAAUCGGGCGGCAGCGGCGGUGGAGAGGAGGGGGGCGUCGGGGGGGCGUUCCUGCAGGCGGAGGGGGACGAGGACGAGCUCCCGCCGGACAUUCGGGAUCCCACGAGAGGGGUCAAGGACCCCGGCGUGCUCCAGGCGAGGCUGGAGGAGUUGCUGAAGCAGAUGGAGACGGGCGACGUGACGAAGCUGGAGGAAGACGUUGCUGCGGCGUGCCGGUGCGUGGAGUCGGCGACCGCGCCCGGCGCCAGCAGCACAGCCACCUUAGUCUCCUCCCUCAGAGCCGACCUGCAGGACCUCUUGGACCGGCGUGACCAGGUGAGGCAGACGUCGGACGUCGCCGAGAACAUCUACCGCCGCCUGAGGAGGCUCGCGAGGAGCUGGCACGACGGCAGCGGCGGGGAGGGCGUCUGGCUCCGGCUGGCGAGCCUCUCGCAGAGGCUGGAAGACUUGAGAAAGGCCGCCCUGACGGGCAUCCGCGACUGCGAGAGCUCCGGCGCCGCUGCCGCCUCGAGCGACGGGAGCGGGGGCUCCGCGGAUUCUGGCAAGAAGCGUCCCCGACGGCGGGCAUCUUCCGGCGGCGGGAAGGAGAGGAGGAAGCGCGCCGCCGCUCGUCCUCGUGCCGGGGCUAUCGAAGAAGGAGGCGACGACGGGACCAGCACCGGUGGGGAGAAUGACCGUGGUGGAGGGUCUGGGUGGGGAAGAAGAGAAGGUAGGCAGGUGGAGGCGAUGGAGGAAGAAGAAGAACAAGAAGAACAAGAAGAGCGUCAAGUGGCCGGGCUUGACUACGACAUGCCGGCGGUUGCCGUCGACUCGGCCGACGACAGUGGGGGUGACGGGGGCCGGAGCUCGGCAGACUCGUCUGAUUUUGGGUCCUCCCCCUCUUCGUCGUCGUCAUCGACGGCCGAAUCAGCUUCGCCGCCGUCGCCGCUGAGGCCGUCCCGCCCGCCUGCACCGCCUGGCGGCAGCCGCGGCGCUCAGACCGGCUCCACGGGUCAACGCUCCGGCAGGAGCGGUGGCGGCGGCGGCGGCGCUGGUGCUCGCCGCCGUGGGGCUUCAUGUUCUUCUGUCAACCCCCGGCAUCACCGCCGACGGGGCGGCGAGAAACGCGGCGGCGGCGGGGGGGGUGGGCGUGGAGGUGGAGACCGGGGCAAGAGCCGCGGCAGGCGACAAGGCGCUGGUAACGACGGGCUGUUUGGGCCAUCGUCGACGGGUGGAGCGUGUGCACGGCAACCGAGGAUGUUUCCGAUAAACGGCCGGGCGUUGCAGAGGGAGCUGUACGACAGGACCCUGGCGCGGCAGCUAGCUCGAGGCGGGCGGCCGGUGAUCAGGGCGGGCGGCGGCGUGGCCGCGAAAAACGGCGGACGCCCGGGCAGUGCGGCCGCCGGCCAAGCGGAGGGCGAGCGGAGCGGGGUUUGGGAGCGCGAGGAGCGGAGGAGGGAAUCCGUCGGGCGCGGCGACGGCGGCGGCGGCGGCGGCGGCGGAAGAGGAGGCCGCGGCAGUCCGGGGCCCCGUCCGCUGCCCGCGCUGGUGGACGGGGUGGGGGCGGCGGCCAACCCCCGGCGAGCAGCGCUCAGUUUUGAUACCUUGUUUGCGGUGAGAGCGGCCGACCGCGCGAGGUGCAGACGGACAAGCUGUACGGGGUCCGUGAAAACUUGCUCUGCCAAAACUGCGGCGGUCGGCAUGGACGGCAGCAGCGGCCGCAUGCUUGAGGCGAGCGGCGUCGACCCGUGCUUCGUGGCUCGAGACACGACUUGCGGCAGCGAUGGUGACGGUGGAGAGAUCGCUCGAGCGCUCGGCAUGUUGCCGCAACGGAUGGCCGACGUGGAGGAGCUCGCGAGGUCGCACGGUCUGCAAGACGAGGCGGAAGCCCUGGCAGAGGACUGCUGCAAGACCAUGGCCGUCGUCGGAGCGAAGCUUCGCCGGACGCUCCUCCAUCCUCACUCUUCUAAAGCCGCCGCCUCACCGUCGUCGCUCGAGGGGGCAGGGGGCGGAGGUGCCGGUACCGUUGGCUGUGGACAACCACAGCACCUAAGGCCGUCGUCUUCUCCACAGCACCAGGAGCCGUCGUCGUGUUACAGUCGCAGUGCACCCGUAGCCGCCGCAGUCAGACGCCUGGCGGAGGCGUGCGCCCCCGGUCAAGGCGGCGGCGGCAGCGGGGGGGGGGACGACGGGGAGAGGGAUUUUCCGGGGCUCUCGCUGACGGCGGCGGCGGCGGUGCGGCCGGCAGAAAACCCGGGGCUUGGCGGCGGCAGCUCAGCCCUGUUUGGGGCCUGCGCAGCCCUUCACGUUCACCUGUUGGAUUGGCUCUCCCUCAUGACCGCGGUAGAAGAAGACGAGGCUGUUGUUGUCGGUGGGGGGAAGCGGAGUGGUGGUCCGGCUUCGCGACAGGUGGGAUGGGAGGAGGAGGAGGAUGUCAGGGGCGGAAAGGCCGGCGGUGGUGGCCGCGGUUUCUUGGUGGACUUCGCCCGCCGGAUCUUGCUCGACCUGCUGUUCCUGUUCGAGAAGCGGCGGCGGUUGGGGCCGGCGAGGAGCGGGAGAAGGAGGAACCAAGCUGGGCGACAGCAAGAGCAAGAGGCGUUGCUGUCCAAGGAUCCCUCGGCGGAGCUCCUGUGCGCGGUCAUGGACACGCUCGACGGCUCCGGAGGCCUAAGCGGUGCUCCAGGGCCCGCGGCAACAACGACCCGCGUGCCGGGCCUCGUGGAGCCCCUCGUGGGCUUCUGGGGCAUCUUCUUCGACGUCGUGUCCGGCGGCCCUUCCGCGUUCCUCUCACAAAAUGCCUCCUCCGGCGGCGGCGGCGGCGGCUACGGGUCUCGGAGGAGCCGCGGGCUGCCGUCGGAGCUGGUUUGGGACGCCCUCGUACACGCGCUCCGCUUGGCCGUGGCGAGGAGGCGAGGGGGCGGCUCGGAACACGGCGGCGGCGGCGGCGCAACGGGACCGGCGCAGGGGGCGGGGAGUGGCGGACGUUCUGCGGCGACCGCGGCAAUGGCGGCGACGGGCCAAGUCCGCCACAAGGAUGAGUCGAGAGCUCUCUGGGAGUGCGUGCGGCUUCUCCUGGCCGCCUCUCCGUUCGCAGAGGAGUUUGGCGGCGGCGCUGGCGGCGGCGGCGGUGGGACCGUGGGUCAAGCGUCUGCUGUUGUGGCGACCGCCAGGGCAACCAUUGCAGCCGCGGCAGCGGCAGCGGCGACAACGAAGGGACGACAUCGGCAGUCCGCCGCCGCCGCCGCCGGCAGUGCGUCGUAUUCCGCGGCUCGAGCGUCGCCGGUAACGGCGGCGGCGGCGGAGUGUGCCGCGAAUCCGGGGAUGGUCGCACGGGUGUUGCUGGAGCGCGUCCUGGUCCUCGCGAGGGUCCACCCGCCGGAGGUGGACCCGCAGGGAGUUGUAGAGAGGCUCUGGGUGGGAGUGCAGAGGAUAUCGGGGACGCUGUGCGCUACCGCCGCAGCAGCAGCGGCAAAUCCGCCAGCUACAGGGACAAUGACCUCCUCCACACUUGGAGCGGCAACGGCAGCAGCGGUGGACGGUGGACAGCAGGCUGACGCGCGGGAGGAGAGGAGGGAUCGAAGCGCCAGGAGGUUGGCGAGGCGGAAGAGGUCGUCUUCGCAAGCAGCGUCGACCGGGACGCGAGGAACAAAGCUUAAGGAGCAUGUCCUUCGAGUGCCGAAGGGUCUCAAGCGGAAUAAGCUCGCCAACAACCUUCGAAAGGCCAAGUACAGGCCCUCCCUCCUCCUCGCACCUCGCACUCUCCUUCACUUCCAGAGAAACAUGCAGCCCUUGAGCCCCCCCCCGUCCUCCGCCCUGUUUGCCAGCCCUCCAUCACUACCUGGCGGAGAGUCUUCCUCCGUGCGGUGGGACGAGGACGACGUCCUGGCUCUAGCACCGUGGAGGGUCUUGCUAGGCAUUGCGCUAGGGGUGGCCCCGGCGGACGCGAAGAUGGCCGCCGUCGCCGCCGAGAUGCUGGUCAAGGCUGCCGCGAUUCGACCGAGAGACGUGGCGGCUGACGCUCCGCGAGAUCGAUCGAUAGCCCUCGUCGCGCCGGCGGCUGCCGCGCUUUGCCUUGCUCUGCCCCGCUCGGGCGGUAGCGGCGGCGGUGGCGACGGCGGUAGCAGCAACAGCGUGCGCGCGACUCUCUAUGGGGUGCUGGCAGGCUGCAUGGGGAGCGCGUUGGAUCUGAUGGCGAUGGUGUUAGACGGGGCUAGCAGGCUGGGACAUGUGAUAGUAGGCGGGUGGUGUCCCACGGUGCAACUCACCGCGGCGCUGGCUCAGCGUGGCGGUGAGGAUGCACAGACGGUGGUAGUGGCGAGAGGCAAGAACCGAGCUCUGCAGAGAUGGAUUGCUGCGAGGAAAUUCGCCGCUCGGAAAAUACGGAAGAAAGCACACCCGCAACGCGAGGUGGACCGAGAGGGACGCGAGACCGCAGUCAAGGCGGCUGCGAAGAAGAAGGCACGAGAGGGCGACCUAUCGUUCGGCACAUUCAACGGUUCAAUUGCACACGACGGGUACGUGAUCAUCUGGAGUGGCGCCCGUGCUGGCACCAAGGACAAGAGGGGCGUACACGGUGUGGGCAUAGCGAUCAAGGAGGCCAUGUGGGAGAGUGUGGGCGAGGAAGGUAGGACGGUGGAGUGCAUUAGCCCGAGGCUGAUGAAGGUGCGUCUACAAAUUGGCCGCACCUGCGGAGUAACUUUCGUGGUGGGGUUGGAGCGACCGAGAGCCGUGAUCGGGCUGACAGUGUCUUGCAUCCUGGUGGCCCUCCGUCACCUCGGCCCGCUGUCGGAACCGCCGCCGCCACCCGCAAAUACGCCACAAGUCGCCGCCGGCAACAACGCUGCCGGCGACAGCGCCACCCAGUCGUCGUCAGCGGCGGCGGCAGCUGCAGCAGGCGCGUUCGUUGAGGUGUUGGGGCGCGCGCUGGACACGCGUUUCUCGAAGCACCUGGGAAGCUCAGCCCUUUCCAUGGUCAUGUCGGCCGUGCUUCACUGCUGGCCGCCGCCGCCGCCACCGCCGGCGGACGGCGUCCUCGAAACGGAAGGCGGGCGUCGGGGAUACGCGAUGGGCUUGUGGCGUCUGGAACCCGACGGUAGCUCGAGUCGCGGCGGUGGAAGCAGCAGCAGUAACCGCGCGGGUGAACCGACAGUAGACUGCGGUGGGGAAGCGCGGGUGGCGGCAGGAGCAGGAGGAGCGAAUCAGCCGGAGCAGGGGGCCGACAUUUUCGAAGACGAGUUCGGGUCACUGGUGUACGACGCCGAGCUACAGGAUCUCUUGGAUGGUGGUGCCGGCGGCGCCGACCCACCCCAACCUAGCGCCCAGCAGCAGCAGCAGGCGGAAGCGGCGGCGAGGGAGCAAGCCGAGGCAGCGGCGGCGGCGGCGGUUGAGAAGGAGCAAGAGGAAUUUCGGCGGUCCCUUGCCGACGGGGCGCGGACGCACGUCCUCCCUCACCUGCACGCGAUCCUCAAGACGACGCACACGGCCGCUCGUUACGCUCAGGGCUCGGCUUCGGCGUCAGUGCUGUCUUCUUCCUCCUCUGCGGCAGCAGGGGCAGCGGCGGGGGGGGCAGGACCCCCUCGUGGAGCAGGAACGGAAACUUCGGCUGGCGGCGGUGGCGGCACCGCUGGGUCGAGUCUCGCCGCCGCCGGUCGAUCGUCGAGCAUGUCUGGUGCCGCCACCGCCGGCCCCUCUCCAUCUUCGACCGACUCUUCAAUAGUAGACGCUGGCACCGUGUUGGAGUUGCACGCCUCGGCGGCGUUGGUGGCCCUCAACGGUAGCGACAGCGGCGGUUUCGGCGGCGGCGGUAGGAGCGGCAGCUUCGGCAGUGGAGGGGGUAGUCAGGCAGGUCGCGGGACCGGUGGUAGUUGUGGCUCUGGAUUGACCGGCGCCUGCGACAAGUACCUGGAGGUGUACAGGAUGGGGCAUAACCCUCUCAUGCCCCAGCAGCGCCUACUCGCGGCAGCGUUCUUCUGCCUGGUGCUAGAAGGCGGCGGCAGCGACAGCGGCAGCGGCAGCAACGCACAUGUUGGUCGAUCCUUGGCCCACCCGUGUCCGGCCCCGCCGUUGCUAGAGACUCUUAGAGGGAGGGAGUGGGAGAUUCUUCACCUAUGGGUGCAGGCGGCGCUCGAUCCCCUCGCGUUCCCCGCGAGCCGGCCCCGCGACCGUCGGCCCCGUGGCGGCGGUGGUGGGAGACGGUCGAGCAAGGAGCCAUCAGACAUCGUCAAAGACAGGUUCGAGGGCUUCACCCGCUACCUGUGCGCUGCCUUCCGCCCCGCUGGCGGUGGCAGGCCCGGCGAUGGGCAGCAGCAGCAGCUGAAACCGCUGGACGCUGAUCUCGCGGGCGUGUUCGAGAAGCGAGUCGUGCGGUUCGAGCCGGCGCAGCUCACCGCGCUGUCGCACGAUGAAACUCAGGUCCUCGAGCGAGUGCUGGACCUGCAGUCGGUGGUCGCCCACUGCGGCACCCUCUACGAGACAGCAAUGGUCAGAGCGGGGCCGGGGCUCCUGCCGGAGAAGGACCGGAAGCGGAUCAAGGACCGAGUCGUGAAGCUCGCGCACAAGGCGAUCAAGACUCUACGCCGCUUCCUCCCGGAGGUAUUCCCUCGAGAACAGCAAGGAUACCGGGCGAGAGGGGCACGCGGCCAACGAAGUCAUCGCUCUUCUUCUUCCGGCGGGACGGGGGUGAUGCCCCCCGCGCGCUACGGCUUGGCGUUCCGGCGACUGUACGGGCACGCCGCGUACUCGCUCUCGGCCUUCCUCAUGCGCAUGUGCGGCGGCCGCGUGCUCAAGGGGGCCCCGCUCUGCGAGCUGGUGGAGGCCAUGUUCGAGGGUAUCGCCUGCCGCGGUCCCGGCGGAGCCGUAGGCGGUGGCGGCGGCGGCAGCGGUGGCGGUGGGGAUGGUGCGGGAGGAGGAGGAGGAGGAAGGGAGAGCGUGCCUCACGCGGAGCUUAGGGCGCUCGCGGUGACGCAUCUUCCAGACCUGCUGCAGUGCUUGUCGGAAACGACUCUGACCAUGCCCCCGGUGACCGGAUGGAUCAAGAACAUCAACGACCAGGCCAUUCACGGCGGCGAUCAAACGCCGCCGUCGGACGACCCUCACGCCAACCCUAACGCUAGCGCCGCCAACCUAUCUUUUACCCCCCUCCUGGCCUCGCUGGCGUCGGGCUUGCGCGGGGACCUCGCGUACCCGUGCUGCCCACGGCGUGGGCGUGCGGUAACUACGGGAGCGGGUGGCGGGGGCAGGGGCGAAGGUGACGACGCUUUCGGCGAAUUGGCCACCGCCGCCGCGCUGGCGCCGCUGCCGGGCCGGGACCCCGCCGUACGGUCGAGGCUCCGGGAGGGCCUGAGGCAGGAGAUGCUCGGCGACCGGAAACUCCGCGUCGCGCGGUUCUUGUUGGAGGCCGCCGUUGCCGGUGGCAGGGCACCGCCGCCGCCGCCGCCGCCGCUGCAGUACGGCGGCGGCGGAGGUGGCGAUGUGGUGGUGGGGACGGAGCUCCAGCGUGUGCGGCAGCAGCUGCAGCAGCAGCAGAAGAUGGCCCUUUCCGUUCGCAAGACCGGCCGGCUCCUGGCGCUCUUGACGGGCGUGCUUGGUCGCCGCCGAUUGGGCGACGACGACGACGGCGACGGUGGUGACGCUGACGCUGACGGCGGUGAUGGUGCUGCUGGCCACCACCCUGGCGCCGCCGCCGGACCUCCAUGGCCGUCGCCGGUCUCACGGCAACAACCACCGCUGGGGCGGCCGCCGCUUAGCGUCAAGAAGGACGUCCUGGUGCUGAUCCGGCCGGUGUACGCGCUCCUCGGGGAGGCUUUCCUGGGGGAGAAGGGGCUGGCGCGGCGCUUGACUCGCGAGAUCCUCGCCGUCGCCGCCGCGCUCGCCGUCGCCGGCCUCGACCACACCCUCCCCGCAACGGCAGCCACCAUCACCACCACCACGGAAGCAGCGGCAGCAGCAGCGGCAGCGGCCGCGGUGCAACAGCAGCAGCAGCAGCACGGGCAAGGAGAGGCCGCUGGCGCAAUGGCACCGGGGAGGGGAGCGGUAGACGCCGUCCGUGCCGGGGUAGAAUCGCCGCCGGCGGCGGCGAUAGAGCGGCGAGCGGUGGAGUGCUUCGCGGAGGCGGUGGUUCUCGCCGUGUCGACGAGCCUCGGGGCGGUGGUGGCGUCUGUCGCGGGCGGCAGCGACGACGACGACGUCUGCGGCGGCGGCGGCGGGUUGGCGGACCUGGGGCCCCGCGAGUCUGACCUCGAGCGGCUCCUGGUGAGCCUGGGGGCGUGGGAGUCCCGCGGCGGGGGAGGGGGUCGAGGGUGGCCGCACAGCGCGCCCCCGCCAGCGGUGCCCCGGGAGGGUUCAGGAGGAGGAGGAGAUGGAGGGCAGGAUGCCGUUGUUGAGGAGAUUGACAUGCCGCUGCCGGAGCUCCUGGACGAUGCCGAGAAACUUUCGGCCGCGCUUCGGUCGGCGGCGACGAGAGGAGGAGCAGGUGGCACUAGCAGGGCGAUCGUGCGGCGAUUGGACGGUGCGCUGGCGCCUAGGAUCAAGGCCUGCCGAGCCUUUUGUCUGUAGCCGACGCUGUGGCCUCUGCAGCAGCCUCAGCCGCCGCAGUGAGACAACGGUGUGGACACAAAUUGACGGCGGCUUGUUCAAGCUUUCAGAAAGAUGCCUAACGAGCUACGGCGGUGGCACCAAAAAUACGGGGCAGGGAUUGUUUUAUCUCCUCGUGGAGUGCUCGCUGUGUUGCUGCUGUUUCUUGUACGACGCCGUGUAGCCAAAGCGAACGCCGUCGAGGUCACCGGUCCAGCUAUGCAUAUUACAGUCUGUUGGCUGGCUGUCUCUAUUGGGAUUUGCGGUGCUCCUGGUUUGCUCUGCCGCCCGCCGCAGCCGCCGCUGGCACGAUGUAGCUACGCGUGCGUUUUUUUGGGGGGGUCGGGAGUGGUACGAAAUGCUACUGUCGCCUAGGAUGGCCGGACUGGACCGGCGCGCGACGCUGCUUAGCAAUGGGUCGCCAUGUGAUGUCGUCAUGACAUGCUUGGGGCUGAUGGCCCGCAGGGAUCUGGUACCUUUUGUUGUAGAUGUAGACUGUCGAUUGUUUGUGGCCCUGUACAUCAUACCCCAACUUUUGCUGCGCGUUGUACGAUUAACCAGCCUGCUAGCGUUGUUCUUCCUUUUCACUCUGACGAGGUGCCUGAUGUUGUUGUGCCCGACAUUUGUGUAUCAAGACGUCAAAACGAGGCACAGGAGGAACAAAAAAAGCAUCCCAUGGUGUAGGUGUCUUGCCGCAACAACGCUAACACGGGCCCAGUAAGCGAGGCGUGCGGAGGCAUCUUGAGGGAGACAACCGACGGCGAGAAUGAAGGGAUUUUUUGUGUUCUGGGAGGCACGUUAGUUUGUUUCCCCGCGAGAUGAGGGAGUCUCUGGCUCGGCCGAAACAAACAAGUAGCUUAAGAUCAUGCGUGUAUCGUACCCCGCGAAAGCAUAGUGAU